GCUCGAAGUCCCUGACUCACAGUUGCAUUUCCAAUCGGCAAUCGUAUCUCAGGAACGCACAGUGACAGCAGCCGCCGAGUCGAGGCUGCGGUCUCCGCGCCGUGCCCUGCGGGGCACGCGGCGCGGCCUCCACUCUGUGGGGUGUGCACGGCUCUGGCGCUCGUUCGUUCGUUCCCACGCCUCGACAACCCCGAUGUCCCGAUAGUCCUCCACCUCCUGGCGCUCACGCGCCCCGCCACCGCGCACGCGCGUCGGCGGCUUCGUCCGGCGCCCCGAAGCCGCCACGAUGCGGGUGUUCGCCUGCCUCCUGCUGCUGGGCGCGUCCCGCGUCGCCGCCCUGCAGGCCGGCGUCGAGUCGGCAGCGGAGCUGAAGCCGUCGACGGCGAAGGCGAAGGCCACGACCGAGCCAGCGAAGGCUGAGGCGUCGGCCGAGGUCGACGAGAAGAAGACUGAGCACAAGCCGAAGUCCCCCAGCCAGCACAAGACCGCCGUCAAGCAGCACGCGGCGAAGGCCGAGGGGAAGGCGAAGACGGAGGCCAAGGGCCACGACAAGCUCGCGCUGCACGCCAAGACCCACUCGGCGGCCCACAGCACGGCGAAGGCUGGGGCGAAGGCCGAGCACAAGGCGAAGGCCGAGGGCAAGGGUCACCACGCGGUCAGCGGCAAGCACGUCCAUGCUCACAAGGGCAAGGCGGGGGCCAAGGGCCAGCACAAGUCCAAGGCCGGCGCGGCUGGCCACCACAAGGCCGCAGCGAAGGUGGCGAAGACGGAGGGCAAGGAGCACCACAAGGCCGCGGCCAAGAGCAAGGCCCGGAAGGCGUAGGCGGGCGCGUGCGCGAGGGCCGUGGUGCCCCGCCGACGUCGGAUCGCUUCCGAGCCCGAAUGUGUAAAGAAGACUUGGUGGUUGCACCCGAGGCGUUCUGCUGUCUCCUUUCCGCGUAGCUGAUCGCCUGCUGGACUUGCUUGCAAGGAAGACCUUCUGAUGACCCUGACGCUCUCUCGUGGUGACUGCAAAAGCGCGCUGUACUUCCAUUGCAGCGUUGCGUCUAGCCGACCACCUCCCCCUCGCAAGGCAGACCUUCUGACAGUUCCUGUGGAGCCUGCAAACGUGCGUCGUGCCCUCGUUUUGAGCGCUGCCCCCACACGUGUUCCCAUGCUCGAGUCUGGAGCGUGCUUUGCUCUCUCGGGUCUUCCCUCCCGCCAUCUGUCACACCAUCUGGCCUACCAGGGUCGGGCGGGGUAGGACGAGGACAACUUCGUUACAGAGCGCUCUGGAACGCUCUCAGAGCGUUCCGGAACGCUCUGAUAAGGCCGCGGCGCCCGACACAUCCUCAGAUAUUUUGGAUUUGUCCUCGUCUGCAUUUACCUUCGUCCUGGCUUCGUCUGACAGGGAGGAGAAGAAGCUGGAGGGGGAGCAGGGCAGGGUCCCCAUCGUGUCGGCGCGUCGGCAGCUCUGGCGUGGGCGUUCCAGGUGGAAGGCCGCCGGUGGCCCCGAGUCGCCC
This is a messenger RNA of Prorocentrum cordatum, 1502 nucleotides long. NCBI's taxonomy places the organism in Eukaryota, Dinophyceae, Prorocentrales, Prorocentraceae. The record is from the annotation of a GenBank genome assembly.